AUGGUCUCUUCAUUCUUGGUUCGAUCAAGCUGCCGUGCCGUCCCCAGAAUUUCCCAACAGUACAAGUUGACGAGAAGAAGCACAAUCAUCCAAUCAUCCUUGUAUUCGUCGUCUUCCGCCAAAUAUCAAAAGUCGUACAAGCUAGAAGGAACUGGCGAAGGGACCAAGGUAGAAAUCACCACCAACACUGGGCAUUACUUGGCCACGGAUAUCCCCAAGCCCAUGGGCGGCAGGGAUACCGCACCUCAGCCAGUCGAAACCUUGAUGGCGUCCUGGAUGGGAUGCACCCAGGCCACGGCACUCUUUGUGGGACGGCAUUUGCCUGAACGAUUGUCCAUAAGUAAAAUGGAAUUUGACAACAUCGAGGCCUUUCGAGACGAACGAGGAGCCCUGCAAUUGCCAAUCGACACAACACCCGAAAUUCCGUCACGGAUCCAAAGGAUUACCGGCACAAUUCGAGUUUAUGAACGAAGAGGCAAUCCCAUUUCGACCGAACAAAUGGAAUUGCUCAAAGAACAGACUGAGAUUCGUUGCCCCGUUGCCAAUAUGAUGCUUGCAAGCGGAUGUGCGAUCGAUGUCGAGUGGGUAGAUGGAUCGUUUGCUGUGGUAUAG
Messenger RNA from Cylindrotheca closterium, 612 nucleotides. The record is from the annotation of a GenBank genome assembly. Lineage: Eukaryota; Bacillariophyta; Bacillariophyceae; Bacillariales; Bacillariaceae.